AUGCCCGGUGUCGUCGAAACGCCACUGGGGGCUGCGGCCCAACCGGUGGACCUAGGAUACAGUGUUGCUCAUCAGAAAGUUGAGCUGGAGAUUGACUUUGCAAACAAGGGUCUCAAGGGGAAGACCGAAAUUACGAUCCAUCCGCGCACCAAGGACCUGAAAACAAUCCGUCUCAACUUUCGGCAGGGCGAGGUUAAGCGCUUGAAUGUCAAUGGGAAGGCAGCAACGACGAAAUAUGCAGACCCCUGCGAAGCGCUUCAGCUCUACGGACCGCACUACCACGAGCGCCUGACUCCCAAAAUCGAUGCCCUGUUGCAAACCCCACCAGAACCGGAGUUAUGCAUCACAAUACCCAAGAGCGUCCGUAUUGAGGAGCUGGACCCGUUCUCUGCAGAGGCCCAGGACCAGAUGGCUUUGCAGGGUGCUGGGGACGACGUGGACGGACCAGCAAGCACCAAGUUGCCCGAAGCCAACCUCCCGCGAUUCACGGCGGUCACCGUGUUUAUCGAGUUUAGCCUGGAUCAUAUUCGCGAUGGGCUACAGUUUGUCGGGUGUGAGAAUGGAGACUGGCGAUAUCCACACGCGUAUACUUCCAACUCUCUGGAAUCCGGGGUCGGAUGCCCUCUGUUCCCAUGUGUGGAUAACCCAGCAUCGCGCUGUACAUGGGAAUUCUUGAUCACUUGCCCGUCCUCGUUGGGGGAUGUUUUUGGAUCGGGCUCGACCACGCCAUCUCGCUCAAAGAAGCAAAAUCGAUACGUUUCUGCAGAUGAUGAGGGCUUGGAUAUGUCAGUGGUGUGCUCGGGCGACCUAACGGACGAUAUCGUGGAUCCGAACAAUCCAAGCAAGAAGACCGUUUCAUUUGCGUGCUACUCGCCUCUUUCUGCUCAGCAGAUUGGUUUCGCGGUCGGGCCUUUUGAAUAUGUCAAUCUGGCCGACUUCCGUGAAAGCGACCAAGAUGAACAGCUUGGGCAAAAUGCCAUCCCAUUGCACGCCUUUUGCCUCCCGGGGAGAGGCGACGAAGUCCAAAACACAUGUUUCCCUAUGGCGAAGGCCAUUGACUUCUUUUCCCUAUCCUACGGAUCAUACCCUUUCUCUAGCUAUAAAAUCUGCUUCGUGGAUGAUGUCGCAGAGGAUGCCCUGCCUGCGGCGGGCAUGUCAAUCUGCAGUACCCACCUUCUCUUCCCCAUGGAGAUCAUCGAUGCGAUGUACGAUUCGACACGGGCUUUGGUGCAUGCGCUGGCAUGCCAGUGGACUGGAAUUAACAUUAUUCCAAACGAGCCGGUAGACACGUGGGUGACAGUUGGCGUGGCAUGGUACAUCACGGACACGUUCAUGCGGAAGCUAUGCGGGAACAACGAGUAUCGGUUUCGGCUCAAGCAGAUGUCAGACCAGGUUCUCGAGCUGGACUACGAGCGACCAUCGAUAUACGAGAUGGGUACCAUCUUGAAAAUUGAUGCGUCGGAAACUCGCUUCAUUGCACUCAAGGCACCUUUGGUCCUUUUCAUUCUCGAUCGACGACUCACCAAGGCGAGUGGAAAGGCUACCAUGUCACGCAUCAUUUCUCGGCUUUUCUUGAACUCCCGUAUGGACGACAUUCCAAACGGAGCCGUUACGAGUUCGAUGUUCCAGAAGUUAUGUGAACGCCUUGGCCACGCAAAGUUAGAUGUCUUCUUCCAGCAGUGGGUGUACGGGGCCGGGUGUCCGCGCUUCCAGGCCACGCAGCGUUUCAACAAGAAGAAGCUUGUCGUUGAAAUGAUGAUCAGACAGGUUCAAGGGGACCAACAGGGGCCUCGUGAUUUGGAGAAGCACGCGUUCCUGCGAGAUCUCAAAGAAGAAGUUCGGCACGUUUAUGCCGGGUCAGUACAGCCAGUCUUCACGGGCUCGAUGACUCUACGUAUUCACGAAGCCGACGGCACCCCAUACGAGCAUAUCGUCGAGAUCAAAGAAGGGGUGACCAAAUUUGACAUCCCUUACAACACGAAGUACAAGCGACUUAAACGAAACAAGAAGCAAAGAGAACGAGCCGUCGCUGCUGGCGAUACCGCAGAUACACAAGAGGACGUCUUGCUCUAUUGUCUAGGCGAUGUGCUUCAAACCGAGGAGGAAACGCAGGCCUGGCGUCUGGCAGACUGGAGCAAAGAAGACGAGGAACGGAUGGGCCAAGAAUCCUACGAGUGGAUUCGCAUGGAUGCGGAUUUCGAGUGGAUAUGUAAGCUUUCGCUGGGCAUGCCGGGGUACAUGUACCUGUCGCAACUCCAGCAAGAUCGCGAUGUUGUUGCUCAAUUAGAGUCCCUGCAAUACAUGGCUGCCCAAAGAGAACACCCUCUGAUCUCCACUAUCUUUGUCCGGACACUUAUGGAUAACCGAUACUUCCACGGGAUCCGCGUUGCUGCGGCACGGGCGUUGGUGAAGCACGCCAAAGAUGAAGUUGACUGGAUUGGGCUGUUCCAUUUGGAGAAAGCAUUCCAAGAGCUCUUCUGUCUCCCCAAUUCACCCAUGACCCGGUCGAAUGAUUUCUCUGAUCGAGCUGCCUACAUUCUCCAACAGGUCAUCCCGGAGGCGAUUUCGAAGGUGCGCGACAACGGUGGGAAAACGCCAAUGCGAGUGAAGCGAUUCCUCUUUGACAAGCUGAAGUUCAACGACAACUCCACGAACGAGUUUUCUGAUAACUUCUACGUCGCCUCUCUGAUGCGGUCCCUAUGCGAUGCCAUGCUUGGUAGAAGCGAACCGCGGCCGGAGGAAGAGCUAGAUCAUUUCGAUAUGGAACGCGUUCUUGAAGCCCAAGCCGAAGAGCAGCUUGAAAAAGACACCAUUGCUGAAAUCGAUCGGUAUCGGCGAAUUGAUGAUUGGUCUAGCUCUUUCCAAAACAUAUACGCUCGGGCUGCUUUGCAAUGUCAGAUGCAAUUCAUGCAGGCACGAAUGAUAGAGCUUGAUCCGAUGCGUUUCAUUCCCUAUACACGGCCCGGCACAUACGAUCUGCUCCGACUCCAAGCUUUCGAGUGCCUCGUCAACCUCGACCUAUCUAACAGUCCCGAACUCAUGCGGUGGCUUGUCUUCACUUUGUCGAGUGAUCCGUCUGCAUAUGUCCGUCAACACUGCCAGGCUCUGUUUGGUCAAGCUUUGGCGCAGAUCGCCUUCGGGCGACCCCAGCAAGAAACUACACAAGCAGGCGGACUGAUCAUUGAACAAGAGUCAUCCACCGCAGUGCGACAAGCCGAUCUCGCACGCCGGCAGACUGUCCCAGGCGCCAUCGAAGCCCUCAAGCGGGAACUUGCGAGUGACACAUCUCUUAAGGAAUACCUCUGGGCCGCUUGCAACUCCCCGUACCUGGGAAUCUUAGAGCUCUCCGAGCUAAACGACAUCUGUCGGGCAUUGUAUGACCCAGUCAGAUCUAAGGUAGCGCGGCUGAAGCUGCCUCGCUUCUGGAAAGCGGAAAAUAUGGGCAAUGGGAAAGUGCGGUUCUACCGAUCCACCAACGUCCGCAGCAGUUUCUCCUCCAAGGAUUCUACAUCCGCCAAGCGCAAACGUGAGGAGCAAGGGAUGCCUCCUCCUCUACCGAGGAUCACCUUCAAGCAGUCCAAGACUGUCGCUGGUCCUGGUACACCGAGCUCAUCUCGUCCCAGCCCGCAACCCUUCCCCAAAAUCACCAUCCCCAAACCCUCGCCUACCCCCACCGCGGCACCCAGCACUCCUGCCCCAUCUACUCCUGCAACUCUGGCUAGCGGUGGCGGGCUCAAGCUCAAGCUGAAGUUUGGCUCGAAGCCGAAAUGA
This is a messenger RNA of Penicillium lagena, 3771 nucleotides long. RefSeq names its product transcription initiation factor TFIID subunit TAF2. The record is from RefSeq and is a predicted model, not a curated record. The transcript is spliced from 3 exons. Bases 1 to 3771 code for a protein of 1256 amino acids. Gene Ontology annotation, biological process: transcription initiation at RNA polymerase II promoter. Lineage: Eukaryota; Fungi; Ascomycota; Eurotiomycetes; Eurotiales; Aspergillaceae. Gene Ontology annotation, cellular component: transcription factor TFIID complex. Gene Ontology annotation, molecular function: chromatin binding; RNA polymerase II general transcription initiation factor activity; transcription cis-regulatory region binding.